Molecule: messenger RNA, 531 nt
Organism: Gorilla gorilla gorilla (western lowland gorilla)
Lineage: Eukaryota; Metazoa; Chordata; Mammalia; Primates; Hominidae
Gene: COX6C
Product: cytochrome c oxidase subunit 6C
Exons: 4
Coding region: 172-399 (75 amino acids)
Source: RefSeq, a predicted model, not a curated record
CUGCGGUGGGCGCGCUAGAGGUCUUUUGAACUCCUUCGGCUACCGUCGCCGCGUUCUCUCUGUGCACUCUUAUUCUGCGCCUGCGCGCGGCUAGAGCACGGUCCGUUUUUCCUUUAGUCAGGAAGGACGUUGGUGUUGAGGUUGGCAUACGUAUCAAGGACAGUAACUACCAUGGCUCCCGAAGUUUUGCCAAAACCUCGGAUGCGUGGCCUUCUGGCCAGGCGUCUGCGAAAUCAUAUGGCUGUAGCAUUCGUGCUAUCCCUGGGGGUUGCAGCUUUGUAUAAGUUUCGUGUGGCUGAUCAAAGAAAGAAGGCAUACGCAGAUUUCUACAGAAACUAUGAUGUCAUGAAAGAUUUUGAGGAGAUGAGGAAGGCUGGUAUCUUUCAGAGUGUAAAGUAAUCUUGGAAUAUAAAGAAUUUCUUCAGGUUGAAUUACCUAGAAGUUUGUCACUGACUUGUGUUCGUGAACUACGACACAUGAAUAUGUGGGCUAAGAAAUAGUUCCUCUUGAUAAAUAAACAAUUAACAAAUA